Messenger RNA from Bicyclus anynana (squinting bush brown), 6445 nucleotides. RefSeq names its product mucin-5AC. The transcript has 11 exons. Lineage: Eukaryota; Metazoa; Arthropoda; Insecta; Lepidoptera; Nymphalidae. The record is from RefSeq and is a predicted model, not a curated record. Bases 595 to 4794 code for a protein of 1399 amino acids.
UUGCCGUUACGGGCAGCAGUGCGGAGCUGCCAUUCACCGAGAGUGGUAUACUCGGUUCCCGAUACCGCAUCGUUCCGAACAUCUGACGGCCUGAAAAAAUUACGUAAAUAUUACAACAUUCAUACAUCGAUUAUGAAAUGUAUGUAAUCGCAGUUCGCAAACCCUUCCGUUGAUGUCUUGAUUUUGUUUUUUUUUUAUUGCUAAGUGGUCGGUUUUGGCGGUUUGUUUAAGUGCGACUUGUUUGACCCUGGUGGAUUUAUUUUAUAUAAUUUCCUAACCCUGUUUCUUGGUGCCUGGACCGUCUGUGGUUUUGUUGUGUAUCAUUUCGUCCACAUUGGAUUGUCACUGGUGCCGUUGCCCCGGGGAAGGACGCGUUAGAUGGGAAUUCCUAUGCUAUACCGCCGACACAAUAUCAAGUUACUUUAUAUGUGACAUCAGACGGCAUGUCUGCCUCGUGAUCGACAGUGAUUAACUUAUUGUAAAAAAAAUGGAACAUCGGUGUACUCAAGAGACAAUCUAGAAGUAUCAAAAUUUUCCAUGACGAACUAUUUAUUCCUAAAAGUAUCAAUGAUACGGUGAAAAUAGAAGAACACAAUGGGGCGGCGACGUUGGCGAUUAGCGACAAUCGCUGCUUUUCUACUCUUCGUAGCGAGGGACACGCAGUGUCAAGAUGAGAACGGUUUUUACUACACACCAGAAAGAAAUUUUGCUCAAGUUCAACCACCUAUAUUUCCCAAUAGUCGACCUACAUCUUUCUUUGAACAUGGAGACAGUUACAGAGCUGCUUCAACAGCGCAGCAGCCACUAUAUAACGACGGUCGUGUGAGAUUUGCUAGUUCUAACUAUAACCAGAACCCUUCACCUUUCCAAGUACCCACAGGAAGAAGUCAAAGUGGCUCCCAAUAUUAUAUUAACCAACCUGAUUUCACAACAUCACAACGUCAGAGAUUCAGGCCUGCUUUACCUUAUAAUUUUCAAAUACAACAUCCUGCUUCAACGAAAAGGCCCGAUGUUUCCCAAAUUCACUCGGCUGCCUAUCAAAAUGACCCAUCUAAACCAGAAACAUUUUUAGGACAAAUAACAAUAAACAAUCCUGAUAUAGAUUAUCUACAAAAUAAUGGAUUCAAAAAUAUACCAUUUGAUACUAAUAGUCUCAAAAGUAAUGGGCAAAGCGGUCACAUUGCACAUGACGAUGAAUUUGAUAAUGAUGACCAGGAUAUAUUUGACCAGCAUAAAGUUACAACAUAUAAUCCUACAAAGCUUGCUAAUAAACAAAAAAUAAGCAAUAAACCAAAUAAUUCAAGAUUUUCACAUUUUGAUCCACCAACACUAAAUGUUAAGAAAGUUCUCCAAAAUGUGCCAGCAGAUAAUUACAAGAUUAACAGCAACUUUCCUCCAUCUUUUAAUAUUCCUGAACUUAAUCCAGGUUCUUCUACUGAAUACAAACCACUUUUAGAUUUAGAACCACUUCUUGAAGAUGACAUAAGUGAUUUAAGCUCUUUCAGAGAACUGAUGAAAAAUAAUCAAGAGUCUUUCGAUGUACAAGUCAUCAAGUCAAAUAAUAGUGAAAAUUCUGAUGAUAGUAAAUCUGAUGCAAGUUCAAUGAAUACUGAUAAUAUGGCUAACGAUUCAGCAUUGAUGACUUUAUCCAUUGAAACUACUCCUAAGCAAAUGAAAUCUUCUACUACAACUACUACCGAAAAGUCAAGUGAACUUACUGAUGAUGCCCACGAAGAAAAUCUUAAUGAAGAAGAAGAAGGAGAGUAUGUUGAAUAUUAUGAUGAAGAAGAUAAAGCUGAAGUGAAACAUACUACAACUGCUAAAGCCACAACUACUUCUGCAGAACCAGUUACAGAUAUUUAUGAUGAAUAUGACGCCACUGAGGAGCCAGAGGAAACGACUGUUAUACCAGUCAAAAUUAACUCUAAUAAUUCGUUUGAAGUUUUGGCAAUGGAACCUAAUAAUACAUUGGUGAAAGACGAUAAUUUCAAGCAAUUUAUUGAUUCAGACGUGAUAGACGAUACUGAAGUAGGAACAGAUAACGAUACAACUGCACCUAGUUUGAGAUUUACAUUUUCGAAAGAAAAGCCUUCGUUAGAAACUCCUUCAAUUCUGGGUCAAGAAGUAGUUUCUGUUGUUACAACUAAAAGUGUUGUGAAUGGAACUAUUUCUAUACCUGAUGUUACUUAUCCACCAACUCCUAAAACCGCUGUGACCUCCGUAUUUAACAACGAUACAAACGAAUCGCCCAUAACAACAGAAAGUUGGAUCGUAGUAGCUUCUGUGCAAACAAGUCGUAGUGUAUCUGGUGCCCGAUUCUUACCAUUCCCAACAGUAGAACAAGAAGAAAAGAAGCAAGUACUGACUGAAGAAGAUGAAGAAAAUGUAACGCAUAAUCCAAUGCAGGAUUCUAUUAGUGUUAUGAACAGUUCAUCUUCUACUGAAAAUAUAAAUGAUAAAUUAGAUAGCAUUCAGUCGGAAUUAUCUAGCGCAGUGUUGUCAGGAAAUAUAAAUAAAGAAAAUAAAAACAUUGAGUUAAUAACAGAAUCAACUACAGAACCAACUACAUCAUCAACUACUACUUCUACUACGACGACUACUACGCCUUCAGCGGUGAAUGUGUUUACUUUAAAGAGUACACAAUUUUCUGUCGCUACAGAAAGAUCUUCUCCAGAUCCUUUACCAGUUCAAAUAAAGAAAUUUGCUCCACGUGUAACGACCUCUACUACUCCUAAACCAAAGAAAAAAUUAGUUACUGUAAUGGACGAUUUAUCUGGUUUAUUGCCACCUGGAUACAAAUCAAGACAAUCAUAUAAAGACAAACGUACUAGUACUACGACCACUACAACUGCUUCCACAACUACUACUACUCCAGCUCCGAAACCGGGUAUCGGAAUCCUUAAUAUUACACAAGGGCGAUCUUCUGGCAUUAGUUCUAAAAACAAAGUUAUUAUUUUAGAUGAUAAAUCUUUACUUCCCAAGGAGUAUAAGCCAAAGCAAAAAACGCAAGAUGAUCUUUUUAAAAAGGUUCAAAACGAUGACUUUAGUAAAUUAUUACCACCUGGUUAUAAGCCUGACAAUGCCAAUAAUAAUACCAAACAAGACGUAUUCAAAACAAUUGAAAAGAUAGACAUUUCAGCCUUUUUACCUAAAGGAUUUAAGUUAGAUGCAACGCCUACAAUUACUACUACUACUACAACUACCACAGAAAAAAAUAAGGUUAUUCCAAAAUUGCCGACUAACGCUGUGCCCGUAGAUAUUUCAGCAUUUUUACCACCAGGUUUCAAUCUUAAUUCUAGUGAAUCUGAUAAACCUGAAGAAGUUCCACUCAGUAAAUUCAAAGUUGCCGAUAUUUCAAGCUUUUUGCCACCAGGAUUUAAUUCUAACUCUCCACAAGAAGAAGAAUCAACAUUGAGUACUACCACUGCUUCGUCUGGAAGCUUUAAAGUAGUUUUCCCAUCGAGACCAGGAGGCAAGGCAAGCAGAAAAAGCACAACACAAAAAUCAAGCAUUGGUCCACCUCCUGUUACUCCAAAGAUUCAAAAAGGAUGGCCAACAAGGGCUUCAACAGAAUUCACCGGCUGGCCAUCGCCAUCUACAACUCCUUUCUCGAUAGAUCGACUUCUAGAACAACAACGAAAUGCUACGUCUACCACUCCUUUAUCAGAAAUAAGCACCGAAUCUACGACUCGCCGACGUGUAUCUACGACAACAACGACGCCAGCUCCACCUCAGCCCACCACUCCUGGAGUGUGUCGUCACGAAUGUGACAUAGCAGCAACUAUCAAGAUUGUUUCAGGAGUGAAGUGGGUACCAGAAUUUUUAGAUCAUCACACUAAAGAAUGGCAAAAACUAGCAAGAGAGGUGAAACAUGAGCUCAAUUCCGUCUAUUCAAAAUCUGAUCUGCUAAGCAAAUGGUUUAAAGGUGUUCGCAUAGACGGAUUCAGUCAAGGCUCCGUGCUCGUCGAUUAUUUCAUCGAAUUAAACAAUGUUCAGGAUAAAAUUGACACGUUACAACUUAAAAAAAUCUUCCAUAAAUCUCUUAGUGACGCUAAAGCUGGCUCAAUGGAAGAAGACGAAGAACUCGACACAUUUGACCCUGACGUAAUGUUAGGCGAUCAACCAGACGAAGACAGAAUGAAAAAGAGUAAUGAAAAAAUGACGAAAAAUAUAGACAAAUCUGCGGGAAAAUUGGAAAUGGGAAAAUUUGUUAUGGAUCCGGCGUACACUGAAUUUAUUGUUUUGCCAAAACACGAAGAGCCUACCAUAACUGAACCGGAAGAAGAAUCUCUAUUACCGCAGUGGGGUAUUGCUGUCAUUGUUAUUGCUCUUGCAUCACUUCUGUUUGUUGUAAUUUUCGGUGUUACAGUGCUUGUGAAUCGCCAGAAGAGCACAAAAACGAAACAGCCUAUCCCUCUGAGUGAAGACAUGCUACGAGAGUUGGAUAAAAGUCAUAUGGGAGGCUUUGAUGAUAUGCACCAACUUAAAGAACGCGAUCUACCUUACUUACCUUCAGGAAAGCGCAUGUCUACAGCUUUCAUAGAACAGCUGGCGUACCCCAAUCCAGGUGACUCUUGGAGAUCAGAGUGGACUCCGCAGCUCCAGAAGUAUAUGUCACACUACACACCGGACUCUGGUCGAGGGUCACAGAUAUAUGGCACAACAGGCAACGGGUAUGGAGGGUCCCAGCUCUAUGGACAGACGGGCGCCGGGUCACAAGUAUAUGGUUACACAGGGGAGUUCCCUCGGUCCCAUUACUCACGUCGCCGUUCCGACUACGACAGCAAUUUCUAGAACUUUCUCAACAUUAAAACUUUAAAUUAACCCCUUGACAAUAUCAUCUUUAAACCUCGAGUUUAGAAAUAGUAACUAGGUUCAAUCUUAUCUUCUAGAAAUUCAUUAACACUUGCGCUGGGCGAAAAUGUUUUAAAAAGUAUUUAACUCUAAAGGCCCAGUUUACAUCGUUAACAGGUUGUGAAAUAGGUAUGCUUUCAUUAUUAAAUUAUUAAUCACCAAUAUUACGAUUUUAUAAGAAUUUCCUGUCAUUUUAGAAUUACAUAUUAGGCGCUUUUAGUACGGCCUAUUUCAAGGAAUACAUUUAGUGCCAAAAAAAGAAUUUUGAUUAGCUUUGUAUACUAUACGAAUUAUCCUCAUAUAGAUUAUAACGAGUUAGAUGGGCCUACAAAUUUUAUUAACUAUUUAAAAAACAAUGUUUGUUAAAAAUUUAUAAUGAUGGUUUCAAAAUUAAGUCCGUAAUUAAGGUAUUCUGCCAAAAUAGAAACUUUGACUGAUUGUGAGAUGUACAUAGAUAGAAUAAGAACUCACCGUUAUAUUAAGUCGGAAUUAGGUGAGUCUAUACAUAAUUUUGUAGAUAUCGUUGCAUACCUACAUUUGCUCAGAACUAAACAUGACGGUGUCAGCGUAAAUGUGCCAAAUGUCCAAUUGAUCAUGUAAAUAUAGUGCAAAAAAAAACAUUUUUGAUGUAAAAUUUGUGUGUGAAGAUUAGAGAACACACUAACUGUAACGAUUUGUGACGUGAAAAUAAACGUAGAUAAAUGACGUAAUAUUAACAAAAAUUACCUGGAUUUUAUUAACCUGGAGUAUGGAUUGUAGAGUGUAUGCUGCAGUGUAUUUUACGAUGUCAGAUUAAAAACCAACUAAGGAGAGGUAUUUAUAAUACAGAAAUCAUCAUCUGUUCUCAGUCACCUUAAAAUUGGUGACCUAUCAUUUUCGAUAGUAACUCCUUGAUUACUUUGUUAUUGGGUGGCUUACUGCCAUUAUCACGCCACCUUAACAAUUCUAAUCAAUAAACGAUAUCUUUAUAUCGUAAAGCUUUAAUUUAAAAUAUCAAAAAUUGACUGCGUAAACAAACAAAAUGAUACAAAAAAUCUCAUCAUAUGAUUCCCAUUUUAGAUAUACAGUUACAAUCUGCGAAUGUACUUUUUUCUAUCUCAUUUUCGCUAACAAUGCGUUAAUCUAAAUUUAAUAAAACAGUUUGGUUCUUACAAAUUCAUUCAAAAUUAUAUAUUAAUCAUUUUAUUAUUAUUUUACGCAGUCAACAAAAAACAAAUGAACUUAUUUAAUACUCAGAAUCUUUUGUCACGUACGACAAUUUCAUUAAUAUUAAAAUUGUCAAUUUAUUGUAAAUAUCGUAAUAAUAAUUAUUAAGCGUAUUGUAUAAUUUUAUUGAUUAUGUAUUUUUGAACAUUUUCAUGUUUGUCGUCAAAGUUUUUCCACAAACAUUAAUGUUUAUUGUAAAUUCCUAAUGUGUUGAAUAUUAUACCAAUUAGAUAGACUACAUAUUAUAUUAUUAUCGUAUAUGCAUAGAAAUUCUUGUAUAUAAACAUUUUUGUACAUUUAGAUCUUUAAUUUAAUUAUUAUAACUAUAGGUAGUUACAAAUUAAACCUGUAAGAUCCUGAAUAUAGACAUAUUAUAAUGUACUUA